Molecule: messenger RNA, 1538 nt
Organism: Sphaerodactylus townsendi
Lineage: Eukaryota; Metazoa; Chordata; Lepidosauria; Squamata; Sphaerodactylidae
Gene: XAF1
Product: XIAP associated factor 1
Exons: 10
Coding region: 468-1382 (304 amino acids)
Biological process (GO): apoptotic process
Molecular function (GO): zinc ion binding
Source: RefSeq, a predicted model, not a curated record
AAACUCAGCUUUUUCACCAGGCUACAUUUUCCCUAGAUACUCCUCUGAGAAAAGGGAGGGUUUCAGGGAUGGAUAACAGUUACCAGUCUUGAUGGGACAUUCUGGGAAAACCAGACUGAAUAGGACAACGGCCAGCAUUUUCAGGAGCAAAGGAACGAGCCCACGCACAAGUGGGGGGUGCGCGGAUGGAUGCAGAACACAAACACACUAUGAAUGGCCGAAGGACCAAUAUAUAUACCCCAAAAUUGAUCCUGAGGCAGCAUGAGCAGUGCCAUCUCCAGGACUCCUGUGAAAAGCCAGACUUUCUACUGUCUGAUGCCCAUUUACACUGGGAAUAUAGGCCUCGUGCCUCCACCUGCUUCUGUUUUAGAUUGAAAAAUGUCAGGUCAACAGCAAAUGACAUGCUGAUUGACAGCUGUUGGAGAAGAAGGAGAAUUCAAAGCAAGCCCUGAGAGAAUAUUGCAGAAAUGAAAGUGAAAGAGGAGCCGAGGGAAGAGAUGGAGGAGAGAAAGCUCUGCAAAAACUGCAAGCAUGAGGUGACAGCUAGCAACUUCUCCCUCCAUGAGGCUCACUGUGUGCGUUUUCUGGCCGUCUGCCCCAAGUGUGAUGAACCCAUCGCAUUAAAGGACAUGAAGGAGCACUUUGCCAAAGCCCACAAGGAGGUAAGAUGUAAUCUCUGCCAUCAGCUGACGCAGCAGUACCUACUGGAACGGCAUGAGGCUGAGGAAUGCCCCGAGCGGACAGUCCGGUGUCAAUUCUGCGAACUGGACCUUCCCGACCACAAGCUGCAGGCUCACCUGGAUACCUGUGGUAGCCGGACCACAUCGUGCUGGCACUGCGGCAAGUACGUCAUGUACAAAGCUUUGAAGGAGCACAAAGUCAUCUGCAAAGCGAAAGCUCAAGGGAGGAGCCACGACUCCAGUGCCAACUUAUGCCAACACUGCCAUAGGUCGUUCCCUGAUGAGAAAUUCCUCCAGCACUUGAAUGAAUGCUUUCCGCUCCCUCGGCUUCUGGGGGACCUCACCACUCACUCACCCAAGCGUCCUGGCUCUCCCACAUCUCCUCAGCACCCUCCGACUCCCACUUCUGAGGCCGUGGAGCGAGGUGCCCACCCCAAGAAGAAGGAGCUGGCUUCCACCGGAAGGCCCUCGCUGAAGCCUCCGAGGAGCAGAAAGCUGGCCUUCGUGAGCACUCUGGCCUCUGCUGCACCCCAGGCCCUGGAGGACUCUCUUUAUGACACGCUGGUGACUUGUUCUCAGUGCAACAUCCUCCUGCCCAGCCCAACUCUGAAGAAACAUGAGAAAAAGUGUCAGGGACGGACUUCUUUGCAGAUGCUUCGUCGAAGUCCUCGCCAGAUGGACAAAGGAGAGGAGACGAUGUAAUCCCUUCUGGAGAAAAGCUGGCAAAGAAGCAUGGCGGCAGCCAGAACUUUCUUCUCUUUCCCAGCAGCCCCGUAUAGUAAAGUCCUUUGCAUCACAUCAGCGUGAAUCUGCCUUACUGAGAAUAAAAGAGCUAUGAUUUGCACCUGAGAACAAAAA